Messenger RNA from Dibothriocephalus latus, 330 nucleotides. Lineage: Eukaryota; Metazoa; Platyhelminthes; Cestoda; Diphyllobothriidea; Diphyllobothriidae. The record is from the annotation of a GenBank genome assembly.
AUGCUGGCGGAUAUCUGCGCUCAGGUGGGCAACGGGAUGGCCUACCUGGAGGGCGAACAGUUUGUCCACCGCGAUCUGGCUGCCCGAAACUGUUUGGUCAAGUCUGUCAGUCGUAACUCCAUUGUAGUGAAGGUUGCUGACUUUGGGAUGGCGCGUUUCCUCCUAGACAACGUAUACGAGCCCAGUGCAGGCACCAAAUUCCCCGUGCGCUGGGCCGCACCCGAGGUCUUUCAGUCCGUAUACACAGACAAGGCUGAUGUCUGGAGCUUUGGUAAGUUUUUAUUAUUACUAUUUUUAUUCACACAUCACUUGAUACUUCGACCAGGGUAA